CACUGAAUCAUCACAAUCAUCGAUUUAAAUUCCUCCAUUCCAAUAAUGCAAUCUACCAAACAAUCCACAGUUGAAUUGCGCUAAAAAUUCUUCGAGAUGGAUUCAACGCUAAAUAAAAAGCUUCUUGGUUUCCGGCAAAUUGCCCAGGAAAAGCUGCAAAACAUUUUGUACUCCAUCCCACUGGACAAGGAUCUCAUUAUCGAACCUGCACUUAUCAAGCCUCUCGAGAACGUCGUUGGAGCUUCCUGGUUGAGGAAGAAAGGAAUCGACAAGAUCUACAAAUUUGACCCGAAAAAUGCCCCUCCCAAGCGGAAGCAGUUCCUGUACUUUCUCACCAGCAACCUGUUGACAUUCAAGAGUGCCCUGGAUCAAAUCAGUAGCUAUCAGAGCCAAACUUCCAGCAGCAUGCUGGCAGCGGAAUCGGACCGCAGCAGCCGCCAGUAUCAUGUGGUGGUAUUUCCACAGGUGCUUGCAAGCUUUGAGCAACUGUUGGAAGAAGAAGGACUGUACGGUACGGUGGAUCUGUACAGUUUCCAGUGGGAUUUCAUAGCACUGGAUCAGGGAUUGCUAAGUUUGGAGAUACCGAACGUUUUUGCUGACGUUUACGUGCGAAAGGAUGGCUCGUUGCUGGGAUCAAUAGCUCAAAGCAUGAGAAUAUUUAACAUGGUCAUGGGAAGGCCCAACCUCGUAUUCAGCUUGGGCGAAAACGCCGAGAAAGUUCUGCAAAUGAUGCAUAAAAUCGAAACAGAUCGGAAGGUGAAAAGUGGCGAAGCGAAGGAUGUUCCAGACUUCAGUGCAGUGCUCAUAGUAGACAGGGAUAAAGACUAUCCAUCUUGUCUGUUGACUCCGGUAAUCUAUUCAGGCUUGCUGCUCGAAAUUCACAAAUACAAUUCCGGUUCGUUGACCAUUGAUUCGGCUGGGAAUAAAAUCCAGAAUGGAAAGCUCACCAUUUUUCAAGGCGAAUGUAAGGCUAAACCGAAGCAGGAAACUACUAGCCUCAGGAUGAACGGAGCACAGGACUUGAUCUAUCAAGAGAAUUGCUAUCGUCAUUUUUCCGAAGUAAUCGGUCUUUUGAGUUCCCAAGCGAAAGCUCUCGGUCUGGAAGGCAAGAUGUAUUCGAAAGACAUGAAGCUCUCGGAGAUGAAGGAUUACGUUACCAACAAGCUACCGAAGGUAGCCGCCCAGAAGAAAGAACUCUUCAAACACCUACGGCUCUGUGAAACUAUCAUGGAGGAAAUCGGUGCAAAUUUUGAAAAGCUUCAACUUAUCGAAGAGAGCAUCCUGACCAACACGAAUCGCAAACAGAUUAUGACCUACAUCGACGAAUUACUAGCGGCUGACGCCCACAAAUACAACGCACUACGACUAAUCUGCCUCUACCACGUGACAAUAGGCUUAACAAGUGAGGACAUGACCAAACUGAUGACCGCUUAUUUGAAUGCCUUCGGGUACCAGCAUCUCACCGUGUUCAACAAUCUUUUUCAAGCGAAGCUAUUCCCGGACACAACCAAUCUAACGAAAGCUAAAAUUCUCUCGCAAAUCUCGAUUCCCAUUCUCAAAACGCCAUUCCAAAUCGAAUCGAACAAACUGAAGCUGCUACCGACGGAUACGAAUGAAACCAACCAACCGCCGGUGUCCCCGAGCAGUCCAACGGGUCCUGCCGGGAGCGGAAAGAAGCAGUGCCCAAGCUACGUGUUCAACGGUAACUACAUCCCACUGAUUGCUCAGCUCGGUCACAUGAUUCUGAAUGCAACCAGCUUCGAGGAUUUGAACAACCGGUUCGGUCACCUCGAACGGUUGAAGUUAUCCGGAAGGAAUUUCGCCCCCAAAACGAUCCGGGAGCUCUCUAUAACUAGUGCCAAGGGUGAUGUAAACCAGCUGCUACCGUUGAAGGUGAAAACGAUGUUCGUGUUUGUGAUCGGAGGACUCAGCUACGCGGAGGUAGCUGCCUGUCAAAUGGUGGAGAAACUGACCGGCACUAAAAUUGUGCUCGCUUCGGAUUCCAUGCUGUCCGGGUGUGAUUUGCUGGAAAGCGUCGUUGGGUGCUAAGGGCGGGCUUCAGGUGAUAGGUAGGUGGUAUGGCUAAUGAAUCUGAAUUUUAU
This is a messenger RNA of Ochlerotatus camptorhynchus, 2102 nucleotides long. It is a transcript of the gene Vps33B, whose product is annotated as vacuolar protein sorting 33B. The record is from RefSeq and is a predicted model, not a curated record. The transcript has 2 exons. The coding region runs from base 97 to 2049 and encodes 650 amino acids. Gene Ontology annotation, biological process: vesicle-mediated transport; intracellular protein transport. NCBI's taxonomy places the organism in Eukaryota, Metazoa, Arthropoda, Insecta, Diptera, Culicidae. Gene Ontology annotation, cellular component: CORVET complex; vacuole.